Molecule: messenger RNA, 611 nt
Organism: Microstroma glucosiphilum
Lineage: Eukaryota; Fungi; Basidiomycota; Exobasidiomycetes; Microstromatales; Microstromataceae
Exons: 3
Coding region: 128-385 (85 amino acids)
Biological process (GO): protein N-linked glycosylation
Source: RefSeq, a predicted model, not a curated record
GCUGCACACCAAUCUCGCUCUAAGACUACAUCGUCCAUUCCUCCUACACUGUGAUAGCUUUGGGAUAGAGAGAAACGCAGCCAACCGCCAGUGGCCAAAAUUCUCAGCAACAGCAACAGCAGCAAACAUGUCUCUCCCUCAAGGAUACAGCGCAGCAGCGGAAGCACACGCCUCUGCCCUUCCUUUCAGCCCAAUGAUCCCUGUGAGCUCUCUGCCCUAUGUCGCAGUGACUUUGCUAUUGGCAAGCUUCUUCGGCACCUUCUUCUUCACUACACUACCGAAACGCAACGCUCUCGUCUCGGAAAUCCUCGUAGCCGUCUUCUCAUCCGUGUGCGCUGGCUUCGGCAUCGUGGCACUCUUCAACGCAGUGGGAGUCUACGUCUGAACGGAGGGAACGUCGGUGGACUGAGGUGGGUGAAGGAGGGACCGGCUACACGACGUCAGGCGGGACGAGCAGGACGUAAUACAGGGGCUUCACAUGGUACAGGGUUGCCUCUGAGCGAGAUGAGUCGUACAUAGUAUGAUAAUGCGCAGGCGUACAGACACACAAGGACAGUAUGAGCGAGCGAUGUGAGCUGAAGGAACAAGAAGAACAAGAUUGUCCCUCAAAG